UGGCCGUCUCCACAUCUUUCAUCCUGGGUUCUAUAGUGUUUGCGGUUUUACUGGCAUGCUACCUCAGAUCAAGGCAAACUUCCCGGCCACCUCGCGUCGAGGUGGAAACCAUGGAAGCUGUGCCAAUGACUGUGAGGACCAGUACCAAAGAGGAAGACAUGGGAACCUAACCACAUGACCUUUGAAACUCAGGGGAGCCUGCCUAGCUACGUCUGAAGUGAAGAAGCCAGCUCUGUGUUAGCUAAGGAGUCCCUGCAUAAGGCACAAGGAGCUGGACACCAGGGAAAGCCUACUGUGAUAAUCCAAGGUCCUUGGUGUGAUCCUACUGGCUAUGCCUGGACACCCCCCAUAUACACACCUGGGUUCUCCACCACCUGGAAGGCCACUACCCUUCCAUCUGGCCUCAGGACAGAGGUCACUUCCCAAAGUGCAAGUAGGUAGAGCUCUCCUGGGAGAGUCUCAUCCUCUCCAUCAAGGCCUCUAACUUCACUCUAGAGAAUAGCAGUGAGCCUGAGGCUCCUGCUUCACUCUACAGCUCCUACUGGCACAGAAGAGGUCUAUAGAGAAGACAACAGUACUUGAGCUCUAGAGACUUGGCUCUAGGCAGCCAAGAAAGGCAGAAGAGAUGCUGAGCCAAUGAAUCCUUCUGUUUAAGGAUUCAGGACACACACAACUGAACUCAGUGACCUUUUACACAUAUAUGCAUUUAUAUUUAUACUUAUUUGUCUAUCAUAUCUAUACAGUGUAUAUGAUUUA
Messenger RNA from Nannospalax galili (Upper Galilee mountains blind mole rat), 756 nucleotides. RefSeq names its product interleukin-15 receptor subunit alpha. The record is from RefSeq and is a predicted model, not a curated record. Gene Ontology annotation, biological process: interleukin-15-mediated signaling pathway. Gene Ontology annotation, molecular function: interleukin-15 receptor activity. Gene Ontology annotation, cellular component: plasma membrane. NCBI's taxonomy places the organism in Eukaryota, Metazoa, Chordata, Mammalia, Rodentia, Spalacidae.